CUCUCUCACUCUCACUCUCUCUCCUCCUUCUGUUAGCUUCUUCUGCUCUCUGUUUCUCUCUCUCCGUCAGUGUAUGCAAACACCGAGAGACCCGAAGACCACAGAGGAAGCUUUAGAUCUGAAACUAACAAACCCCCAAAAAAACUAGCUCCAAGGACGAUUCAGGUGUGCAUGUUUUACUUGUCUGAUAAAGGUCUGUUUCUUGCUGGUCAAUAAGGUUGUAGAAUUGCCGUCAAUGGCGGUCACAGAUGGUCAUAAUCCUCUUCUUGGAGAAACAACUUGCGGUACUUUGCUGCAAAAACUGCAGGAAAUCUGGGAUGAGGUUGGUGAGAGUGAUGAGGAACGAGACAAAAUGCUUCUUCAAAUAGAACAGGAGUGUUUGGAAGUGUAUAAGAAGAAAGUUGAGCAGGCAGCAAAUUCAAGGUCACAGCUUAUUCAGACAUUGUCAGAUGCCAAAAUUGAAUUGGCCACUCUUCUUUCAGCCCUUGGAGAAAAAAGUUUUGUAGGAAUUCCACAGCCAGAGAAAUCUUCUGGAACAAUCAAGGAACAACUUGCAGCUAUAGCACCAGCACUGGAACAGCUCUGGAAACAGAAAGAGGACAGAGUAAAGGAGUUUUCUGAUGUACAAUCACAAAUUCAAAAACUAUGUGGAGAAAUUGCUGGCAACGUGAAUGUCAAUGAGACUCCUGCAGUUGAUGAGACUGAUCUAUCCUUGAAGAAGUUAGAUGAAUAUCAUUCCCAACUUCAGGAACUUCAAAAGGAAAAGAGUGAUAGGUUGCAGAAGGUCCUUGAAUUUGUGAGCAGUGUGCAUGAUCUCUGUGCUGUUCUUGGAAUGGACUUCUUCAGUACCAUAACUGAAGUUCACCCCAGCUUAAAUGACUCUACUGGUGUGCAGUCCAAAAGCAUUAGUAAUGAUACAUUAGCAAGGCUGGCUAAGACAGUCUUAGCACUAAAAGAAGAUAAGAAGCAGAGGCUUCAUAAGCUUCAAGAGUUGGCAACUCAGCUGAUUGAUCUAUGGAAUCUGAUGGAUACCUCCAUAGAAGAAAGGAAAUUGUUUGAUCACGUUACCUGUAACAUGUCAGCUUCAGUUGAUGAAGUGACUGUCCCUGGUGCUCUUGCUAUGGAUCUGAUUGAGCAGGCUGAGGUUGAAGUCGAAAGGCUUGAUCAGCUAAAAGCGAGCAGAAUGAAAGAGAUUGCUUUCAAAAAGCAAGCAGAACUUGAAGAAAUAUAUGCAAGUGCGCAUAUAGAAAUAGAUCCAGAAGCUGCUCGAGAAAAAAUCAUGGCAAUGAUUGAUUCUGGGAAUGUUGAGCCUGCUGAGUUGUUGGCGAACAUGGACAAUCAGAUAUCAAUAUCCAAAGAAGAAGCUCUUAGCAGAAAAGAUAUUUUGGACAAGGUUGAGAAAUGGAUGUCAGCAUGUGAGGAAGAGAGUUGGCUUGAGGAUUACAAUCGGGAUGAAAAUAGGUACAAUGCCAGCAGAGGUGCACACUUAAACCUCAAGCGUGCAGAGAAAGCCCGGAUUUUGGUAAACAAAAUUCCAGCACUGGUGGACACUUUGGUUGCCAAAACUCAGGCAUGGGAGGAAGAUCGUGGCAUGCAAUUUGCUUAUGAUGGAGUUCCUCUAUUGGCCAUGCUAGAUGAAUAUGCCAUGCUUAGGCAGGAAAGAGAAGAAGAGAAGCGAAGACUUAGGGAUCAGAAGAAGUUCCAUGAGCAGCAAAACACAGAACAAGAAACUAUUUUUGGCUCAAGGCCCAGCCCUGCUCGACCAGUUGGUACAAAAAAGGUGGUAGGCCCUCGUGCAAAUGGAGGUGCCAAUGGCACUCCCAACAGACGGCUAUCCUUGAAUACUCAACAAAAUGGCAGCAGGUCCAGCACUAAAGAGGGGAGAAGGGACAGUACUAGUAGACCAGCAGCUCCUGUUAACUUUGUUUCUAUAUCAAAAGAGGAUGCUGCCUCCCACAUUUCUGGUACUGACCCAGUUCCAGCUUCACCGUGAUGAGAGAGAUCUGUAGGUUUAUGUUGUUUUGAUAUUACUGUUGUUAUAUGUAGGUUUAUGUUGUUUUGAUAUUGCUGUUGUUAUAUGUAGGUUUAUGUUGUUUUGAUAUUGCUGUUGUUACUACAAGGAGGUUUGUUGUAAUGAUAUAGAUGUGAAAACAAGAUUGGAGAGUGAACUGUUUCUAGUUAUGUAUGUUCUAUUGGCAAUUUGAAGCUGUCAUAAUCCUUGGAGCUA
Molecule: messenger RNA, 2227 nt
Organism: Hevea brasiliensis (rubber tree)
Lineage: Eukaryota; Viridiplantae; Streptophyta; Magnoliopsida; Malpighiales; Euphorbiaceae
Product: 65-kDa microtubule-associated protein 1
Exons: 11
Coding region: 236-1993 (585 amino acids)
Biological process (GO): microtubule cytoskeleton organization; cytokinesis by cell plate formation
Cellular component (GO): cytoplasm; spindle
Molecular function (GO): microtubule binding
Source: RefSeq, a predicted model, not a curated record